AAUUCUGCUUAUCACCUUGUCCACGCCAGUCAGCAUUUCGAUUGUAGUUGCGAAUUCUCCGCUUGAAGGAACAACAAGACUAUGGCUUCAAAGGAUCAUGCGCAGGCGGACGGUCCAGACCCUGCCACAAGUGCGGCUGAAUCGAUAUCCGCCGCCCCCGAACCCUCACAACCGGUAUUUAGCACAGCUAUCGAAGCGGACGACAGUGCGAUCAAGUCUGCCCCGUCUACAGACGCUCCGCAGGAAAAGUAAUACAGAGGCAGUUCCUUUGGCCACCGUAUCACCAGGAACAGAGGAGCAAAAGAUAGCAGCAACAGCGCCCGAGCUAUCAUCCGAUGCAUCAGUCAAAGAGCCGGAGCCGGAAGAAUCCGGACCUUCCUUGACAAUCGUCCUGCUGUUAAUAACGGGCACGCGAUACCCCAUCAAAAUCGAUGCAAACUACUUACGGAAAAGAGAUAUCACUGUGGAUAAUAAUGAUCCGUUUGCUAUGAGCGUUUACACUUUGAAGGAGUUAAUCUGGAGGUCAUGGCAGGAAGAUUGGGAAACCCGCCCAUCAUCCCCUAGCUCUAUCCGCCUAAUCUCGUUCGGAAAGCUACUUGACGAUAAAUCUCCCCUCUCAGAUUCCAAGUUCAGCAGCGACGCACCCAAUGUAGUGCAUAUGACUGUUAAACCCCAGGAGGUCGUUGACGAGGAGGACGCCAAGGGUGGUAAGACACAGUACUCCCGCGAUCGAGACACCAGUGAACGGAGCCCACGGUGUCGCUGUGUUAUCCAAUGAAGAACGGAGACGUUUGUACACAUAGCCGUAGACUGCACUCUGCACAUUACCCACCGGGAUAGGGCCGAUUUCAAGGACAUUUCUCCCCCAAUCACCUCUGCAUACCGGCAGAGGUGCG
This is a messenger RNA of Aspergillus versicolor CBS 583.65, 896 nucleotides long. RefSeq lists its product as uncharacterized. NCBI's taxonomy places the organism in Eukaryota, Fungi, Ascomycota, Eurotiomycetes, Eurotiales, Aspergillaceae. The record is from RefSeq and is a predicted model, not a curated record. The transcript is spliced from 4 exons. The coding region runs from base 98 to 778 and encodes 226 amino acids.